UCCAUCUCGACAUCCAUCUCGUCAGCACCAUGGACGUCCUCAGCCACGUCAACAACCUCCAGAACUACGCCCAGUCCCUCAAGUCCACCCAGAUCAGGCAUCCGGGAGAGUUCUUUGACUACCAGCGCGUCUCCCGCCCGAAAGACACCCAGGAGUAUCUCAAGCGCGCCAGCUACAAUGUUCGCUACUUUUCCGCCAACUAUGCCAUUGUAAUCUCUCUCCUGGCAGUCUACAGUCUCAUCACAAAUCCUCUCCUCCUCAUCUCUCUCGGAUUUCUCAUCGGUGGUUUCCUUGCCAUCAACCGCUUCGUACCUGAACCCAUCGAGUUCAAUGGCAAGACCAUCACCCCUCAAAACCUCUAUGUCGGUCUUUUCGUGAUCGGUAUGUCUCAUUCAGUCCCUAUGUUUCCUCGCUUAUAGUCGCCAUUCUAUACAGGCAUUCCCCUGCUGUGGUUUGCGGCCCCUAUCUCUACAUUCUUCUGGCUUGUUGGAAGCUCUGGAUGUCUUGUUGGCGCCCAUGCGGGUCUUUUGGAGCCUGGAGUCGAGUCCGAGUAUGCUGGGCUCGAUGCCGUGUAGGCUCGUGCAACGCGUUGGAUAUAGAGGAGUGGUUCACUAGAUAUGUUUCGUCUAAAUAUGUGGUCUUGUCGUCUAGCAUGUAUGACUGUGGUCCCGAG
Molecule: messenger RNA, 673 nt
Organism: Cryptococcus amylolentus CBS 6039
Lineage: Eukaryota; Fungi; Basidiomycota; Tremellomycetes; Tremellales; Cryptococcaceae
Exons: 4
Coding region: 30-419 (129 amino acids)
Cellular component (GO): Golgi apparatus
Source: RefSeq, a predicted model, not a curated record